CCCGGGCGCGACGCCCCUUCUUCCUCAGAGAGACGCCUCAACCCCCACCACCCACCGACUGCAAACGCGCAGCCAGCCACAUCCCAUCCCAUUCCACUCCACGGUGAGGUUGAGCGAUCUGACGAGCCCUUUGAGCAGCGACGACGACGGCAGGUUUGUUCUCUGAACUUCUCUGGUCUUUUUAGCAGCAGCCAGCAGGACCACGCGAGAAACAGAGGCCCUGCUCAAGGGGUCCUUCUUCUGGGAUUAUUAGAUCGGAAGAAGCGCUCUCCUCUUGCUCGGGGCUCCUCUUGAUUUCUUGGCGACCUCACCACUCUCCUAGAGGAACAGAGAUCCAGAGAACCUUUUUUCUCUCCUGGAUUCUUGCCUUUCUUUUUCCUUUUCUUUCUGCCUUCCUUAAUUUGCCUCGGCACGGCCGGAAAGGGUUCUUUUGCAAUACCCUUCGAGUUCGUCCGGAUUUAUUCCCUGUUUUCCCCUCGUUUCUCUAAUUUUAUUGAGGAACAGGGCCCUUUUUUUUUCCCUUCCUUUCUGCUUGCACGAGAAAGCUCCUUUUUUUCCGUCCCGUUUUUGGUUCGCCCUUCUCUGCAUCACCAUCUUCUUCUUCCUCUGUCCAAAGCCCCCAUGGCCGCAGCCAUAGACAUGUACAAGUACAACCCCGCCACGCACCAGAUCGGCUCUGCCUCGGAUCAGGAGCUCAUGAAAGCACUCGAACCUUUUAUCACGGGUGCUUCCUCCUCUUCCUACCCCUACCCCUACCAGUACCAGUAUUACUCUUCUCCUUCCAUGACCCAAGAUUCAUACACGGCCACCCCAUCAUCGUCGUCAUCCUACGCCUCGUUCGCAGCCCCUCCUCUACCCACCACCGCGCCCUUCUCGCAGCUUCCGCCGCUCUACUCCUCCUCUUCGCAGUAUGCCGUGAACAACGGAUCCAUGGGGCUGGCCCAGCUCGGCCCGGCCCAGAUCCAGCAGAUCCAGGCCCAGUUCUUCGUCCAGCAGCAGCAGCAGAGGGGCCUGGCUGGCGGCUCCUUCCUUGGGCCGCGCGCGCAGCCGAUGAAGCAGUCCGGGUCGCCGCCGCCGCGCGCGUCCGCCGCGGCGCUGGCGCUGGCCGGAGUGGCGCCCGCGCAGUCCAAGCUGUACCGCGGAGUGCGGCAGCGCCACUGGGGCAAGUGGGUGGCGGAGAUCCGCCUCCCCAAGAACCGUACGAGGCUGUGGCUCGGCACCUUCGACACCGCCGAGGACGCCGCGCUCGCCUACGACAAGGCCGCCUUCCGCCUCCGCGGCGACCUGGCCCGCCUCAACUUCCCGUCGCUCCGACGCGGCGGCGCCCACCUGGCCGGCCCGCUCCACGCCUCCGUCGACGCCAAGCUCACCGCCAUCUGCCAGUCGCUCGCCGCGCCCUCGUCCAAGAACUCCGCCGAGGCGGAGCCGGAGCCGGAGUCCCCCAAGUGCUCCGCGUCCACGGAGGGAGAGGACUCGGUGUCCGCCGGGUCCCCGCCGCCGGUCCCGGAGAUGGAGAAGCUGGACUUCACGGAGGCGCCGUGGGACGAGUCGGAGACCUUCCACCUGCGCAAGUACCCGUCCGUGGAGAUCGACUGGGACUCCAUCCUGUCGUGAACAGCAAGCAGCUACUACCACUACCAGUACAGUCUUCGUUAAGCUCCGUAGCUAUGAUGUAAUUUCUCCUUGGAUCGAAUCGGCGGCUGCUCUGGCCCGACGGCAUUUUAGACGUCGGCCAUGGCUGCUGCGAGUAGCUAGCAGUAGCAGUAGCAGUAAGAAGCCAGUGGUGUUUAGUGCUGUAGUAAGGUCGUCGCUACUACGUGGUGUAACUGAUCUCCUGGUUGACCCGCCGGCAGUUUUUUCACGGCAAAGGCGGCCAGUCGAGAGGUGUAAUCGUGUUUACCCGUUGGAAAUUGCACUAGCUUAAUUAUGUAA
Messenger RNA from Hordeum vulgare subsp. vulgare (domesticated barley), 1932 nucleotides. Its product is annotated as ethylene-responsive transcription factor RAP2-4-like. The transcript has a single exon. Lineage: Eukaryota; Viridiplantae; Streptophyta; Magnoliopsida; Poales; Poaceae. Gene Ontology annotation, biological process: regulation of DNA-templated transcription. The record is from RefSeq and is a predicted model, not a curated record. Bases 622 to 1614 code for a protein of 330 amino acids. Gene Ontology annotation, molecular function: DNA-binding transcription factor activity; DNA binding.